Molecule: messenger RNA, 4566 nt
Organism: Crotalus tigris (Tiger rattlesnake)
Lineage: Eukaryota; Metazoa; Chordata; Lepidosauria; Squamata; Viperidae
Gene: WDR62
Product: WD repeat domain 62
Exons: 30
Coding region: 477-4193 (1238 amino acids)
Molecular function (GO): protein binding
Source: RefSeq, a predicted model, not a curated record
UUGCUCGCCGGGCGGAGGCCGACGCCGCUGGCCAUAGAGAUAGGAAAAGGAAAGAGGCGCAUAUAUAUCUAUCUCUCAGAUUAGAUAGAUAGAUGGAACAAGUGGGAUUUAAUGGAGUUGGCUGGCAUGUGAAAACCUUGAAAAAAGACAAAGGAACGAAAUAUUCGAGAUUUGGGCCGGUCCGACCAGAUUCGAACCCGCGAAAUUACGCUAGAAGGGCGGCGGCUGCGACGGCGCCAUCUGAUUGGUCCAAAGUAAAGCGGUGGCGCGCGCCCGGCUUCUGAUUUGGAGGCAGGUCGUUGGUCGCAAAGCCUGCCUCCCAUUGGCCGCGUCCGGGAUUGAUUGACGCGGCCCCGGCCAACCACGGAGCAGCAUCGUUUCCGCGCGCUGUUUGGGACGGUUACGGGGCGCCGAGCCGCGGUGUGGGGGGGGGUGGGUGAAAACCGCCGGUUGGCAAGCAAUCGGGCUCGGUAAGGAUGAUGGCCGGCGGAGGAGGAGCGGGAGCAGGAGGCGGCUGCUUCUACCCGCGAACAACGAACCCGAACCUCGAGUCGCCGCCUCUCCUCAGCCUGAGGCGAAGGUCGAAACAGCAAGGGCCGGAGGAGGCGGUGACCCUCGAGCGCGUGUUGGGAAUAACUGCUCAGACCAGCAAUGGCUUAAGUUGUGACCCAAACUCGGGACACAUCGCCUAUCCAACAGGAUGUGUGGUUGUGAUUUUCAAUCCUCAGAAGAACAAGCAAAGGCACAUCGUUAAUACAGCCAGGAAAACUGUGAGUGCUUUGUGUUUCUCUCCUGAUGGGAAAUACGUUGCCACUGGAGAGAACGGGCAUCAGCCAGCCGUCCGAGUCUGGGACGUAGAGGAGAAGUCCCAAGUGUCUGAACUUCAUGGCCACAAGCACGGCGUGGCCUGCGUGGCCUUCUCUCCCAAUAUGAAAUACCUCGUGUCAGUCGGGUAUCCUCAUGACAUGAAAGUGAAUGUGUGGGAUUGGAAGAGCGAUACCCUCAUCGCCUCCAACAAAGUCUCUUCCAAAGUUAUGGCCAUCUCCUUCUCAGAGGACAGCUAUUUUGUGACAGUUGGGCAUCGCCACGUCAAGUUCUGGUUUUGGGAUGGCUCCAGAGAAAUUAAGAUUAAGGAGACGGUUCCCCUGGUGGGUCGCUCUGGACUCCUCGGAGAGCUUCACAACAACACCUUCUGCGAUGUGGCCUGUGGCCAGGGCAAAAUGGCCGGCAGCACCUUCUGCAUUUCCCACUCCGGGCUGCUUUGCCUCUUUAACGAGAAGCGCAUCCUGGAAAAAUGGAUCGAUUUGAAAGUGACGCUGGCCAACUGCAUUUGUGUCAGCGAAGAAUUUAUUUUCUGCGGCUGUGCUAACGGGACCGUGCGCCUCUUCCAAGCACACAACUUGCACUACCUCUCCGAUUUGCCCAAGCCGCACUACCUGGGCACCGAUGUGGCUGCAGAGCCGAUCCUGAGAAGGCCAGAUGCCCCCUAUCCAGAUGCUAUUGCUGUUGUCUUCGACCCUCGCCAUCACUGGCUCUCCUGUGUGUACAAGGAUCAUAGCGUGUACAUUUGGGAUGUGAAGGACAUCGGCCACGUUGGGAAAGUGUGGUCUGAUCUUUUCCACAGCUCCUUUGUCUGGAACAUUGAGGUUUAUCCUGAGUUUGAAGAGCACCAAGGCUGUUUGCCCCCAGGAUCCUUUCUAACGUGUUCCUCAGACAGCACUAUACGGUUUUGGAACUUGGAAAACAACACGCGUGGACCUUUCAAGAAGAACGUCUACAGCGACAACUUGCUGAAGGUUGUGUAUGUAGAGAAGAGCACUCAGUAUUUGCAAGAUUCGACGAAUUUGCUGGAGCGAAAUGACAACGUCGGCUACCUUGAUGUCAAAUCCGGUGUCCGAGUGAUGCAGAUCAGCCCUGAUGGUCAACACUUGGCCUCUGGAGACAGAGCCGGCAAUCUGAGGAUACACGAGCUAAAAUUCAUGGCGGAAGUGAUGAAAUUUGAGGCCCACGAUUUGGAAGUCCUCUGCUUGGAGUAUUCCAAGCCGGAAACAGGCCUGGCGCUCUUGGCCUCCGCAAGUCGAGAUCGGCUGAUUCACGUCCUGAACGUGGGAAGCAAUUACAAAUUGGAGCAGACCUUGGACGACCAUUCCUCGGCUAUAACGGCAGUCAAGUUCACUGGAAAUAACCGUAUUCAGAUGAUUAGCUGUGGAGCUGACAAAAGCAUUUAUUUUCGCAGCGCGCAAAAGGUCGGAGGUGGAAUUAAUUUCACCCGGUCUCACCACGUUGCAGAAAAGACCACUUUGUAUGACAUGGACGUGGAUAUAACUCAGAAGUACGUCGCUGUGGCGUGCCAGGACAGAAAUGUCAGGAUAUACAACACGGUCAGCGGGAAGCAGAAGGGCUGCUAUAAAGGAGCCCACAGCGACGAUGGAUCCCUGCUCAAGGUCCAGUUUGAUCCUUCUGGAACAUUCUUGGCCACUAGUUGCUCGGAUAAAAGCAUUUCCAUUAUCGACUUCCGCUCUGGAGAAUGUGUGGCCAAAAUGUUUGGGCACUCAGAAGUCAUCACGGGGAUGAAAUUUACCUUCGACUGCAAACAUCUGAUCACCGUCUCGGGAGACAGUUGCAUCUUUGUGUGGCGCCUGAGCCCUGAAAUUACCGCUUGCACGAAGCAGCACUUGAGGGACCUGGAACAGAUCCAGGUGCAGCAGGAGGUCGGAGACUCUGCAUGGCCUCCCUUGGUCAGGGUGGAAAUGUUUGAAAGAGUCCCCCGCCGGGAUGCGGUUGAUUCUGACCUGGAGGAGGAGGAGGAGGAGGAAGAGGAAGACGAAGAGGAGGGGGAAGAGGAAGAAUUAGCUCUGCAGACCCCGGUUAAAGAUGACCUUGACUCAGCUCCUGUCUGUGUCCUCUCUAAUGGCAGACUGCCCAUGUGGGCAAAGAGACUGCUCGGAGAAGCAGACCAUUCAGACAGCAACGCCUUUCACGCCAGAGUCAGCUACCAGCCCCAGGGCCGUUGGGCUGAGCGGGCCGAGAAAGAACCCCUUAAAACCAUCCUGGACGCCGACUUGAGUUUCUUCACCCCGAUUCAGAACCGUAGCCUGGCUGAGGCGGACCUGGAGCAGCGGAGUCUGGACGGGCUGAUUUUAGAGCAGACGGAGGAUUCUCCCAGCAACAUAACGGAAGGCUUCAAACAACUGAAUCUGUCUUCCGAUGAGGACACGGCCCAGGGGCUGGAGGGCAGCGGGACCACACUCUACGUCUCCCAGGCAGAGAGCAGCCCUUCCUUCGGGGAGAGGUCAGUCCCUCAGCCUGUGUUCGAGGAGGAAGCUUCGAGCCCCAAAGACAAGGCGCCAGAGAACAUCUGCUCCGGGUCGCCCUUGGAGGCUGACCUGCCUGUUUCUGGGCAUCAGCACGAAGAGGCCGAAGCAGAGACGGCCCACCUGGAUGAGAACUUCUCCCAGAACGGGUCGCUGCCCCAGACGCCGGAGCAGGAACGAUACCUCAAGCACCACUUCGAAACUCUGGCUGGGGACCCCCUGGAAGAGAAAUUUGAUGGUUGUCUCCGAGAUCUGCAGCCAUUUGAAGACAGGGAGGAUGAGGGGAGCCCGCUUCUGAAUCCUCGCCUGAGCAUCUCCGCCCAGUUUCUCUCGCGUGCUCAGAAGAACUGCAGAUUUGCGGCUGCAUUUUUCCCACGAGUCCGUCCGCUUACGCAGGCAGCCUCCGCCGAACACGUCACCGAGGAGAGCUUACCACUCAGCGAUUUCGCGAAAUUCAAGAAACCUCCGGCAGAAAUCCAGCUGGAGCUGAAAGGAAGCCCCGAUGCCAAAACAUCCUGCGUUUCAGAAAUUCAGGGUCUCGUCAAAAAUUUUGAGUUGAGCUUGCAGGCUCUACACCUCAAAUUUCAAGAGACUUUGCAACUGUAUGAUAAGGUGUCUUCUUGCACCGAUGGGACCCCGGAGGAGCUCACCCACGCCAAGCACAGGCUUUCUAGCACAUUCUGCUGGAUGAAGAGUGAACUGGCGAAGAGAGACAGCAGGGAUAACGCCGAUGUAGCCACUGCCACAGACCCCUCGUCCUUCUGGCCGAGCUGCCUCCAGGAGGGCGAGGCCCACGCGCUCCUGAAGCAUUACUCUGACUCGCUGCUGAACCUGGUUCAGAAGAAGCUGGAGGAGGCCCAGAAAACCAGCCUGCCUUGAAGGGCUCCAUUCCUGCCCUUCCACACAUUUGUCGUGCAUGGAAGUUCGUUUUGGUGUGACUCCUGAGGAGCUGGCCAUUCGACAAGAGCACCAAUUCACGUUUUGCCUUUAGCACUUUGUUCACAUCCAUAGGAAAAGUUCGACGGUUUGCCCAGACACGCUGACAGUUUGGCCAGGUUUUAACUCAUCCUUUUAUGAAAAAAAACAACAAUGUUUUUAUAAGACUUAAAGAAAGACAGAUAAUAUUCAGAAGGGCAUCCUGAAAGUCUCCUAUGGUGUUGUUUUAAACUCGGGUUGCAGCACAGCUUUGUAACAGUUUACUAUUUUUUAUUUUUAAGGUUUUAAAUAUAAUAAAAUAUUUUUGGAUUUGAAA